AAUAUCGAAAAACCCUUAAACCCCUUCUCGAAGUUUCCCGUAAAAUCCCCUUUUUAGUUUCUUCUCUCUUCAUCUUCUACCAAAAAACCUGAACUUCUCUGCUUCGUUUUGAUCAGUGGGAUUAUAUUGAGUAGCCGAAUGAAAUAGCUGAUCCCAUGUUUAAUUUGGUACAUUGAUCCUGUUGAUUGAUUGAUUUUGCUGUCGCCUUCAGCAGAGCUGGUCGUCUCAUUAGCUUUGACGGACAAAUUCCACUAUAGCACAAGUUUUAUCUGGCACAACUGGUUUUCUCCUUUCCGUUAGAUGGGUGAGAAAGAUUUGGAAAUUGAGGAAACAAGUCCACCAUGUAGAGAAGAUGAAACUAAAACACAAGUUGGAAAAGUAAAAAAGAAGAAGAAGGUGAAGGCUGAAAAGCGUGGAGUUUGUCACGUAAGUAGAGUACCGCCUCGUAUGGACCAUGUGAAACUUCGCCAGGUUCUUUCUCAGUUUGGAGAAAUUCAGAGAAUAUAUCUUGUACCUGAAGCUGCUGCUGCUCAAAUGAAUCGGAAACGGGCAGGUGGAUUCCGAGGACAAGCAUUUUCAGAAGGGUGGGUUGAGUUUACAAAAAAGAGUGUUGCCAAAAGAGUCGCAAAUAUGUUAAAUGGUCAACAGAUGGGUGGAAGAAAAAGGUCAUCAUUCUAUUAUGACAUUUGGAAUGUCAAGUACUUGUCUAAAAUCAAAUGGGAUGAUGUUACUGAUGAAAUCGCACAAAGGCAUGCAGUUCGUGAGCAGAAACUAGCUUUGGAGCUUUCUGCUGCUAAGAGGGAGCGUGAUUUCUACCUUACACAAGUUGAUAAAUCUCGUGCUUUAAGUUCUAUUGAAGAACGAAUGAAGAAGAAGCAAAAGGUGCAACAGGAAUCUGGGGUAAUUUCUGAUUUCCCAAGUGAUCAGUUUGCACCAAAGGUGAUACGACAAUUUCCCCAGAAAAAACCUGUGGCAGAUCAAGCUGGGAAACUCAAGCCUAGUCUGUCUAAGGACGUUUUGGCCGGAGUAUUUGGUGGUCAAUGACAAGGGCGUACCAGUGCAAACAUUUCAGAAAUUGUGCUUCCCAAGUGAUGAGUUGAGGAAAUUAGGUCUCUUUGGAUUGUCUUGGCAUCUAUGAUCAUUCACUUGCCAUCAAAGUUGGAGUCCAUUUUUUCCUAUGGUAUGUAAGCAAAAUGUUGUCCAUUGUUUCUACAAUUCUAACUCAUAUAUUUGCAAGUAGCGUUCAGGUUCGAGCUGUUGAAACAGUCGCAACGUAUGAUUCAAGCACAGGGGAUGAGGGGUUAUGUAUUGAUUGAUGUAUUCUUUUUUUUUAUCUUCUUUUAAUGGAAAUUAAACAACUUCUUUUGAUAGAUGAAUCUUGAUUUCUUUAAUUUCUUAUAUAUUGAGAUUGAUGUGCAUAAUUAGGAUAUGUUAAAGAUUAUAAGAUUCGGUUAA
This is a messenger RNA of Solanum lycopersicum (tomato), 1455 nucleotides long. Its product is annotated as pre-rRNA-processing protein ESF2. The record is from RefSeq and is a predicted model, not a curated record. Gene Ontology annotation, cellular component: nucleolus. Gene Ontology annotation, molecular function: RNA binding. NCBI's taxonomy places the organism in Eukaryota, Viridiplantae, Streptophyta, Magnoliopsida, Solanales, Solanaceae. Gene Ontology annotation, biological process: endonucleolytic cleavage in 5'-ETS of tricistronic rRNA transcript (SSU-rRNA, 5.8S rRNA, LSU-rRNA); small-subunit processome assembly; endonucleolytic cleavage to generate mature 5'-end of SSU-rRNA from (SSU-rRNA, 5.8S rRNA, LSU-rRNA).